GUUAUAGAGAGGGCGGCACAUCGAGCACUCUUGCCGGGGUGUGUUGCCUUUUCCCAAGAUGGCAGGAACUGCUAGCAGAGUUGCCCGAGCCGGUUUUCUGAAAACUUCUCUACCAUGGCUGACUCUGCAGCCAUCGGCCAAAUUCUCAACACUGAGAGCGAUGACGGCUACAAGGAAAUCUGUAUUAGCUGCGAUAGGUGUUCUUGGAGGAGGAGCUGCAGGCUUGGCUUAUGCACUUAAUGAGUCGGUGAAAGCCUCCGAGCUCGAGCUACACACGUCGAAGUUCCCCUGGCCUCAUGACGGCUUUUUUUCUACUUUUGACCAUGCAUCCAUCCGUCGUGGAUACGAGGUGUAUAAGAAUGUGUGCGCUGCAUGCCAUUCUAUGAAGUACGUUGCGUACCGUAACCUGAUUGGAGUUUCUCACACCGAAGAAGAAGCCAAGGAAGAAGCCCAGUCCGUAAUGAUUCCAGAUGGACCUAAUGAAGAGGGUAACAUGUUUGAGAGACCAGGCAAACUGUCUGAUGUGUUUCCUAGUCCUUAUGCUAAUGAUGAAGCUGCUCGCCAUGCCAACAAUGGUGCCUUGCCUCCAGACCUUUCUUACAUUGUAUUAGCCCGACAUGGUGGAGAGAAUUACAUCUUCUCCUUGCUAACUGGGUACUGUGACCCUCCUGCUGGUGUACAAGUGCGUGAGGGUCUCUACUACAAUCCUUACUUUCCUGGCGGGGCUAUUGGAAUGGCUCAGGCACUCUACAAUGAGGCAUUGGAGUACAGUGAUGGCACCCCUGCUACAUCAUCACAAAUGGCCAAAGAUGUAGCAACCUUCCUCAAGUGGGCUGGAGAGCCUGAGCACGAUGAACGCAAAAGGAUGGCUUUGAAGUCAUUAAUGAUAUUUUCUCUCCUCUGUGCCGUCACUUAUUACAUCAAGAGACACAAGUGGACGGUACUCAAGAGUAGGAAAUUUGCUUUUAAGCCUCCCAAAUAAGCAGUUGUUCCCUUGCUAAGAGAUUGCCAUUCACUGUGAAUUGAUAAAUACAGUACUACUACAUGAAACAUUUUGACCAAGUUAUGGCAAUGCCCAUGGAUGUGAUUUCAUAAAUGUAAAUAGAUGCUGCAUUAUAGAAUAAAUGCCAUUAAAAUAGUUUUAAUGUAUUUUAAAAGAUUUCCCUUGUUAGAUUCUGUAUCUCUAAAAAUGUUAACUUGUCAAGUUUUACCCGAGACACAUGGUCACCAGCAAGCAGUGUAACUGUUUUUUCAGGAGCAUUUGAUAUGUUUCUACAAUGUAGGAAUUUAUAAAAGGAAAUGUGCAAGGAAUAGGGAAAGCUCCCACCUGUCAGACAAACACGUGUACAUAAUGUUGUAUUUAUUUUGCAAGCACUAUAUCUUGUAGUAUUGCCAAGACCCGUGUACAUUAACAGGAAAUUAUAAGAAAUUUAUCAAACAUU
Procambarus clarkii (red swamp crayfish) is the source of this 1442-nucleotide messenger RNA. NCBI's taxonomy places the organism in Eukaryota, Metazoa, Arthropoda, Malacostraca, Decapoda, Cambaridae. The record is from RefSeq and is a predicted model, not a curated record.